Messenger RNA from Striga hermonthica, 933 nucleotides. The record is from the annotation of a GenBank genome assembly. NCBI's taxonomy places the organism in Eukaryota, Viridiplantae, Streptophyta, Magnoliopsida, Lamiales, Orobanchaceae.
AUGUCGGAUGCCGCCUUGAGAUACAUUGACCAUAUUCUCAUGGAAGAGGAUACGGACGAUGGGGCCCACACGCUCCAAGAGUCGUCGGAUUUUCAGGAGACCGAGAGAUCCUUCUACAAGCCAGUUCAAACUCUCACGGGCCCGUUUGACAGUCUCACGAAUCACAUUGUUCCGUCCGACUCCUCCAUUAGCAUGUCGAGUGGCUUGUAUUGCAUCGUAAAGCAUAAAAGAUCUUUUGGUGGGAGUGAAGUGGUUUGGGAUUUCAAAGAAGGGGUCCCACGGGUGGCUAAUCCCGACCCGAGAGAAGGUAAAAUGUUGCACAUUAUUGGAGUCACGAUUCAAAAUUUUUUAGAAGGUGGAAAUGAUGCGGUAAAGCCGGGCGAAGAUCGAGCAAGAACCACCAAGAAUCCCCUGGUUUUUACGGAGUCCGACAUCCCCAUAGAAGAAUUCGACAAGCUCUUGCUCUCCACGCUCGAUGACCAGGCGAUCGACUGGUCAACCCUCCUGACGAAAUGCGCCCAAAUGGUUGCGUCGGGCGACCGUCGAGCCGUGGCUGCUCUCCUAACUAAAAUCAGACGGCACUCGUCGCCUACCGACGACUGGGCCGAGAGGUUGGCCCACUACUUUGCAGACGGGCUUGAGGCCCGCCUCGCGGGGACAGGCACCCAAGUGUACAAAGCACUCGCGGGAAAACGGAUCUCCCCCCUCCCCCGGCAACUGCCUCAAGACUUACUACAUGUCGAUCGCGUCUUUCCCGUUUCAAAAAGUCACAAACCACGUCUCGAACAACCUCCUCGCGGCCCGGUCGGCUGGCUCAGCCCGUGUCCAUCUCAUCAACUUCGGCAUCCUCCACGGCUUCUAGUGGCCGACCUUCAUCAGGCGCGUGGCCCUUCGGCCUGGCGGGCCCCCAAGUCUCCGGAUCACUACCGUUGA